CUUUUAUCCCUGUUGCUCUUGUUGCUCUUGUUCUUGUUCUUAUUGUUCCUGUCACUCCUUUAUUCCUUUUUUUCUUUGCGUUCUUCCAUUCUUUACGAUGCGAUUGUGGUCAAUUGUGGCCUUUCUGGCCAUCUGCACCAUGGCUGCAGCGGCCAGCAUGGAAGAUCUGGCCAAGGCUUUGCCGCCAUGUGCUCUGCAAUGCUUCAUGAAAGCGAUUCCUGCGUCUCCGUGCGCUGCGACAGACCAGACCUGUCUCUGUACAGACCCGGGCUUUAAUGCAGACGUCGAGACCUGCGUGCUGGGCGCUUGCACCAUUCGCCAGGGCCUAACGACCAAAAAUGUCACCUACACGAUGUGCGAUAUGCCCGUCCGCGACCGCACCCAUAUCGUUUCGAUAUGUGGUCUUGCGGGCUUAGGACUGGCGUUCCUUGCCUUUGCUUUGCGCAUUGUUGCCAGACUUCCCUGCUGUGGAGGGCAGCUUGGUUGGGAUGACUGGACCAUGGGGCUGACAAUGAUAUGCGUUAUUCCGCUCUCAGUCUUGUCGUGGGUCUUGGCCGAUGAUGGGCUUGGUCUUGAUAUGUGGAGGGUGCCAUUCGACAAGAUCACUCAUAUUCUCUACGUUUACUUCUGGGAUGAGUUGCUUUACCUCACCGCGGUUGGGAUGACCAAGAUAUCCAUUCUCUGCUUCUAUCUGCGCGUGUUCCCCCGCCGCGAGAUUAGGAGGCUCAUAUACGGCGCCAUUGGCCUCAACGUUUGCUACAUCCUCGUGUUCAACAUCAUUACGAUAUUCCAGUGCAACCCGGUCCAGGGCGCCUGGCUCCGCUGGGAUGAGGAGCACAACUUCAAAUGCAACAACGUCAACGGGCAGGUCUGGUGUUCUGCUAUCUUCAACAUCAUCCUCGAUGUCAUGGUCAUGGCACUGCCUCUGCGCGAGCUUUGGAUGCUCAAUCUGUCCUGGCGGAAGAAGGCCUUUGUUAUGUGCAUGUUCUCUCUCGGAAUCUUUGUCACCCUGAUCAGUGUCAUCCGCCUUGACGCGUUGAUCGUCUUCGCCAACACUCAAAACCUCACCUGGGACUACGUGAAAGUGGGCUACUGGAGCACCAUUGAAGUCCAUGUUGGAGUGAUCUGCGCCUGUCUGCCGGCUCUGCGGUCGCUGUUCCGACGCAUUAUGCCGUCCAUCUUUGGGGAUACGCAAGCUGGCACAUCCCAGAGGGGUAGGACAAAGUCAACCGGAACAGGUUCCCGUAUCCAUGGACACCAGCACACCCAUCGCAGCUCCAACUCCAGCGCCGAGUAUGACUAUAUCGUCGUCGGCUCUGGUGCUGGUGGUGGCCCCCUUGCUGCUCGUCUGGCACGCGGUGGACACAAGGUCCUUCUGAUUGACGCUGGCGACGACCAGGGUGAUGCUUUGCCGCAGCAGAUUCCGGCUAUGCAGCUGCACUCUACUGACUAUGAGCCGAUGCGAUGGGACUACUUCGUGAACCACUACGAGGAUCUCGAGCGGCAAAAGAAAGACCACAAGAUGGUCUACCGGACCUCUGACGGCGAGCUGUACCGAGGGCUUAACCCCCCUGAGGACGCUGAACCGCUGGGCAUUCUGUAUCCUCGUGCUGGUACUCUCGGCGGAUCCACGACGCACAAUGCCAUGGUUACAAUCUACCCGUACGAGCGCGACUGGGACGACCUCGCUGCACUGACAGGCAACGAGACCUGGAAGGCCGACAACAUGCGCGACUACUAUAAGCGUCUCGAAGACAACCGUUAUGCCCCAAGCGACAUCGUCAACCACGGAUUCGGCGGCUGGCUCCAGACCUCGCUGACCCAGCUCACCCUCGUCGUUGAAGAUCUUAAGCUCCUCUCCCUCGUCAUUGCCGCUGGUACAGCCGCAGGCCAGAACCUCGUUGGCAAGGUCCUCAACACUGUUACCGGCCUGGCAGGCAUUCUGGGCCGCGAUCUCAACACCGGCUUCUCGUGGAGGGACAAGGAUAUGGGACUCUUCCAGGUUCCUCUCGCUGUCAAGGUCCCAGAGUACAAACGCACGGGGCCUCGGGACUUCAUCAUGGACACCAUCGAGGAGGGAUACAAGCUCGAUCUGCAGCUCACCACCCUCGUCAAGAAUGUCAUCUUCGAUACAUCCGGUGCUACCCCCCGUGCUAUUGGUGUUGACUACCUCGAGGGCAAGAGCCUCUACCGUGCAGACCCCCGCGCUGGCUCCGCAAAGGCCGGAACCCCUGGAAAGGCCUUCGCAUCAAAGGAAGUCAUUCUCGCCGCCGGAACAUUCAACACGCCCCAAAUCCUCAAGCUGAGCGGUAUCGGCCCCAAAGCUGAACUGGCCAAGCACAACAUCGACACAGUUCUCGACCUCCCCGGCGUCGGCAAGAACAUGCAGGACCGCUACGAGACAACCCUCAUCGGCAAAUCCCCUACAGACUUCGUCCUAACCACAAAGUGCACGUUCCUUGAGGAGACCCCUGACCCUUGCUACGAGGACUGGAAGAACGGUGUCGGUUUCAAGGGAACGUACAUGACCAACGGCAUCGCUAUUGCCAUUAUCAAGAAGUCGUCUGUCGCCGAACACGACGAGCCGGAUCUGCUGAUCUCUGGUGCCCCUGGUAACUUCAUCGGAUACUACCCUGGCUUCCCGCAGGAGUGUCUCUCGGACGCCCAGCACUGGGCGUGGAUUGUGCUGAAGUCUCGCUCCCGUAACAAUGCAGGCACGGUUGAGCUGCGCUCCACAGAUCCCAGGGAUAUGCCGCUCAUCAACUUCCGCUCGUUUGACGAGGGUGUUACCACCGAUGGUGCGGACGAGAAGGAUCUACAGGCUGUCUAUGAGGCUAUGGAGUUCUCGCGGGAUAUUUUCGAUAACCUUGUCCCGCUGGAUGGGGAUUUCACUGAGUCCUGGCCUGGUCGCGAGAAUGUUACCAAUGAGAAGGAGAUGAAGGAUUGGAUUAAGAAGGAGGCCUGGGGGCAUCAUGCUUGCUGCACUGCGCCGAUUGGAAAGGAUGACGAUGAGAUGGCGGUUUUGGAUGGGGAUUUCCGUGUUAGAGGGGUUGAUGGACUGAGAGUUGUUGAUGCCAGUGUCUUUCCCAAGAUCCCUGGUUACUAUAUUGCGCUGCCUAUUUAUAUGAUCUCUGAGAAGGCCUCGGAUGUCAUUCUGGCUGAUGCUGGGAAGUGGUAAUUUACUGUUAAUAUAUUGUAAUACUACACUAUGAAUCUCAUUAACUUCUAAU
Molecule: messenger RNA, 3230 nt
Organism: Aspergillus versicolor CBS 583.65
Lineage: Eukaryota; Fungi; Ascomycota; Eurotiomycetes; Eurotiales; Aspergillaceae
Exons: 10
Coding region: 98-3178 (1026 amino acids)
Molecular function (GO): flavin adenine dinucleotide binding; oxidoreductase activity, acting on CH-OH group of donors
Source: RefSeq, a predicted model, not a curated record